Micropterus dolomieu (smallmouth bass) is the source of this 812-nucleotide messenger RNA. RefSeq lists its product as uncharacterized. The transcript is spliced from 4 exons. The record is from RefSeq and is a predicted model, not a curated record. Lineage: Eukaryota; Metazoa; Chordata; Actinopteri; Centrarchiformes; Centrarchidae. The coding region runs from base 1 to 750 and encodes 249 amino acids.
AUGGCUCCCCAGAGUUUGUUGCAUCCACUGUCCUCAUUCUGCUUUGAGGAAAAAACCAAAUUCUCCGCCAGUCAGAAUCUGUCUUUUGCAAGAAGCAAAUGGUUCGCACUCCCCGAGACUGAGAGCCAAAGCGACGUGGGGAGCAUCAAGCCACCAGAUUUCUCUCUUAAACUGUACAGAUCUGUGUCAGUUCCUCAAAAGAAAGAAAAAAGAAAGACACAUUCAAAUCUAACUGUGCCUCAACCUUAUGAAACAAAGAGGAGAACUGGAGUAUUUCUACCAGAGGUUUUACAUGAGAAGUACCACAGUGAAGACCCUCCAAAGUUCACCACAUCACACCGGCCUCCUGAUGCUCAGGAAUAUGAGCUGACUUUUGUCAAGACAGGGAAGUACCCUUCUGGACCUUACAAGAACCCCAAACCACAUAACUUCAGACCGCUUAAUGAGGACCUUCCAGGAAUGGUUACUACAUAUGAGAGAGAUCCUGGUAACCUGAAUUUUAAAUUAAAGCAUAUGGACAUUAUUCGGACCACUAGAUGCCAGUCAGAUUUUAAUUCAAGGUCCACCAAGACAAAGAUGGACACCUAUAAAACUGCAGAGCCAAGAUGGGAUGCAAGGCUCAUACUUCCUCAGCCGCUCUGGCCUCCAAAAUCAGCGUCCUAUACUAGACACAGACGAAGAAGAGAAGCAUACAGCGCAUUCUUGGACCGUGUGGAGGAGAAACUCUCAAGAUCGUGGAAAAAUUGCUAAAUCAUGACUCUCUCCUUUCAAAUCCAUUUUUUAAAUGUUAUUUUUAUAUUUCAAUUUCUUUG